GUCACAUGAUCCACUCUCCCCUCCUCCCAAUUGUAGUCAUGUGACUGUGAUGUCAUCAGACAGCUGCCAGCAGUCAGCAUGGAGGAAGACACAGAAUCACACAUGUCUGAGGUGUCAGAUGGAUUCCAGGUCCUGCUGGAUGAUCAGAGGAAGGAGGGGGCUCCACACUGUCCUCAUGGCCCAACACUAUUAUUUGUCAAGACCGCUAAAGGGAAGGAAGAUGGUAGGAGAUUCUAUGCCUGCUCAGCCUGCAGAGAUAGAAAAGACUGUAAAUUCUUCCAGUGGUCAGAUGAAAAGGUUUCAGAAGCCAAACGGGAGGCUAGAGAAGAAUAUAACCGUAGCUGUCAGCCUCCUAUGUCCCAUGACCAGUACAUGAUAAGGUUUCAAGAAUUCAUUGGGCUUCCUCUGGCAAAAAGGAAAUUUUGUCAAGACUGCCAGCAGCUCUUGUUGCAGAAUGAGUGGGGGGGACAUUCAGGUCAUCAUAUUGUUGGUGAUAUUUCUGUAUCCCAAUUGAGGAGACCCAGUCAGCUCCUCCAUCCACUGGUGAACAAGAAGAGCAAUGCACAAUACCUAUUCACCGACAGAAGCUGCUCCUUGCUGCUGGAUACCAUCAUCAGCCUGGGCUGCAGACGGGUUCUGUGUGUGGGCACACCAAGAUUGCAUGAAUGGAUCAGACAUCAGGCUUGUGAUGAAGGCUCCAAGCUGAAGGUAAAGAGUCUGUUAUUAGACAUUGAUUUCAGGCAUUCCCAGUUUUACAGCAAAUAUGAUUUUUGUCACUACAACAUGUUUAACCAUCAUUUUUUUGGUGGAGAGGCUCCAAAGGAAAUAUGUCAGAAUUUCUUGCAGCAAGAUAAUGGCGAAGGGAUCAUCAUGGUGACUGACCCACCAUUUGGAGGUUUAGUGGAACCAUUAGCUUUCAGCUUUAAAAAAAUUAGUGAGAUGUGGAGAACACCAUCAAACACAGAACGUUCCAUUGAGCUGCCCACAUUUUGGAUUUUUCCCUACUUCUUUGAACCUCGUAUUCUGCAGUCUUCUCCUGGGUUUGCCAUGCUGGAUUAUCAGGUGGACUAUGAUAACCAUACUGUAUACAAACAUGGGAAGACUGGAAGGAAACAAUCACCAGUCCGUAUUUUCACCAAUCUUUCACCUGAAAAAAUUGUGCUUCCUGCAAGUGAAGGCUACAGGUUCUGUUCACUGUGUCAGAGAUAUGUGUCCUCAGAAAAUAAGCACUGCAAAACCUGCAACGCUUGUCCCUCCAAGGAUGGCAGAAAGUGGAAGCAUUGCACCUUAUGCAAUAAAUGCGUGAAACCUUCCUGGGCUCACUGCUCUUCCUGUGACCGGUGCUGUCUACAAGACCAUCCCUGCGGCGGUGCUGUGGGUGGCUGUUUUCUCUGUGGAGAUGGUGGCCACAAAUGGAGAAACUGUCCAACUCGACUCGCAUCUGAAAGACAUAACAAAAAGUCAGUAUUGAUCGUAGUACACUAUAUUGGGGUCAGUUGUACAAUCUGUGUAAUAUCCUAUACAAUCCAAUGGCCACACAGGCGCACUUGGGGUAGUUGACCACAAGAUGGAGCU
This is a messenger RNA of Rana temporaria (common frog), 1575 nucleotides long. It is a transcript of the gene ZCCHC4, whose product is annotated as zinc finger CCHC-type containing 4. Gene Ontology annotation, cellular component: nucleolus; cytoplasm. The transcript is spliced from 12 exons. Gene Ontology annotation, molecular function: rRNA (adenine-N6-)-methyltransferase activity; zinc ion binding; nucleic acid binding. Lineage: Eukaryota; Metazoa; Chordata; Amphibia; Anura; Ranidae. The record is from RefSeq and is a predicted model, not a curated record. Gene Ontology annotation, biological process: rRNA methylation. Bases 79 to 1560 code for a protein of 493 amino acids.